GGACACAAUGUCGAUAGCAGCACUUCUACGCACGGCGAAAUCGAAAAUAAUGGCCGCCGCGGCGGAAAUGCCGGCCCAUCAUCUAAAAAUCUUCAAACGAAAGAGCUGGCCCACGAUGACGAGGAGAUGGCGAACAACCAGCUUGGCAAUGACAAUGGAACAAAUGAUUCUUCUGCGGCAAGUAGUAGAGCAAUAGCCGUCGCCAAAGACUUCUAUCAGCACGACAUUCAGAGCUGGAUGUACGAAGACCUUCACCUGCCCGCAAAUUCACUACUUCUUCAUAAUGAAGUUCUCCCGGCAACUACAGGCGCUCCUCGUCCACCAGGUCCAGCCAGUUACUGCAACCAUCGCUACCGCUUCAGGGAGCUGGACCUCACGCUCUCCCGGAUCACGUCGGAAGGCCAGGGCUUCGGCGAGUUUCUUAUGGGGCUCUCAAACGUUACAUUCUCAACUGUUACAUGAGAUUUGUAAUGCAGGAAUGGCAAAAGUGAAAGGGACGAGGACGAGGUUGCUCCUUUUGCAUUACAGGUUUGGAGCAGAUUACAAUGCUAUCUAGCGUGUCGAGAACUUGUCAUGCGGAGAAGGUUUGAAAUUGUGAAAAGUGAUAGCGUUUUUGCAUGACAAAUCAUGUAACAUUUGAGAAUGUAACGUUUGAGCGCCCCAUAUUUCUGACGAAGAAAGAUUUCGACCUCUGUCUUCCGUACGCAUUGAGCCACUUGGCGAAUCUCAGUUUACGGGUGAAGCAGGCAAACGAGGUUGUGUUUGCGGCGCGAAAUAUCAAAAUGAAAAAUCCUCCCUCCCCAUAUCGAAACGGAAACCUGUGAUGCGGGAUUUGUGUACACAAAUCACAUUUGUCUUGCAGGAAAGCACUGCGCCCAGAUCGCAAGCCUGAGGGGGGGCUUUUGGUUGAUUAGGGGCUUAGCGUGGCAGGUGUCUUUCUUGUUGGCCUUGCAGCAUUACAAGCUGCCUGCAUAUCGUGGCGGACUCCCUGGGUUUGCCUUCUGGCAAGACAGACAGGAUUUGUGGCCACAAAUCUGCAUCACAAAUUUUCGGAAGGACAAAAUGCGUUCACUAUGGGGAGGUGGGGGGAUUUUCCCUUGCAAUGCGAAACCUGCGGCAUUUGUGGCUGCCGGACGUGCAGGACGUGCUCACUUUUAUUCAGCAAAAAUUCCAGGAAAGCCCGCAUUUGCUGGUCGACAAGUGGUUCUUUUGGGAAAUCCUGGCGCAGUUCCAAUUACACCAAGUGGUGGAAAUCCAGGCAGUGCCUCAGCUGAGUCCGGAUUUUCACCGGGCGCAGGCGUUGUUGGCCAGCGACACGACCGGAUCUUCUGCUGUGAUUGAACAUCAAGCUAGUGGCACGGAAACAACCGAAGACGCGUCUACUCCGGAAGAAGAUCAUGCUGACACUCUUUCAUCAUCAAUAUGUGACAGUGGUGAAGAUGGCGAAGUAGAUUCGCAUUCGGGUAACAGGAGCAGCUUGACGACUGCUGCGACAACUGCCAUAAAAACUCCUGAGGACGCAGUAGAAACAGGUGAAGCGAAAAGCGCAACUGCAGCAACAUCCGGGAUGAUGAAACACCAGGAAGAGGAGAUGAUGCACAGCAAAAACAGUUUCAAAUACACCAUUCCCAAACCAAUCAAGAACGAGGUCUUGCAAAAAAACCGGAAGUUCGAGGGCCGGCAGCAUUGGAGCCAGAGGUUGGAAACGUGGUGGAGAAGGAUUUUUCUGGCCACAACAGAACUAGAAGGGAAAGUAGAUGACAAUCACAAUCAGGUAGUUGGGGUGGAUGAAGAAGAAGAACAUCACGGCGAUAAGAUACAACUACCGUCCAAGAUGAACACUGCCGCAGCCCACAUAUCAAAUGUAAAAAUGUCUGGGUCUGGAAGAAUGCAUGUCUGUCAUGCUUGUCUGGCAUGGCUCUUGAAUCUGUCAUGCACGUUGCCCAAGAGCCCCAUUUUUCUGUCAUGCAGAAACGCAGUUUGUCAUGCAGAAUAGGCAACACCUAGCGGCUCCGAAACUUGUCAUGCUGGGCCAGCACUUGUGGCCUCAUCGUGAUACGCCACCCAGCAUCACAAAUUUCCAGACCCAGACAUUUUUGCAUUUGAUACCACAAGAAACAUACCUACUUUCAAGUCGUCUUCCCCCGUUACCUAUCAGAUGUAAAAAUGUCUGGGUCUGGAAGAUUGCCAGGUUUGUCAUGCACAUUUUUCAUGACUCCUGAUCUCUGUGAUGCAUGCCCUAGCAUCACAGAUUUUGCGAGGGCUUCCUGAUGGCUAUACCGCAUGACAAAUGCUCUUUCCGUACAGCAAAACUUGGACUCUCUUUGCUGCUCAUGCAAUACAGAUUUUUUUAGAAUCCAAAAUCAGCAUGACAAGUUGGAUUCUUCCAGACCCAGACAUUUUUGCAUUUGAUACUACCUCACCUUCCACGGCGUCGUCGCCUCCGCGCUCCGUGCCAAAAACACACCGUAUUGCCCGCGGGAAUGCCAAGAUGCGGUCUUGCAAAUGUACUUGCGGCUGAAAACAAGUGGGAUGGCGGCGAGGGACGACGAGGUGAAGAUCACUUCGUCGACUCGAACUGCAGGUGAGUACUCAACAUCGCCGCUGGAUGGACUACCAUCUCUGGAAUCUGAACAAGAGAAUGGAAGACAACUUCAGCAGCACGAACGAAAAGGAAAAGGCCUCGUGGACGAAGUCGACCACCUCCCGCAUCAAAUAAAGCAGUUAGAGUUGAUCGAAGUGGGGCCGCACUACGGAGAUUGCAUGCUUUGGGCCGUGGCCUUUGUGGACAGUUUGGAAAAGAUUGCUGUGCGUCGAAAAGUAUCCUGUGCAAAAGCAUCGUAUUCGUAUUGCAAUCAUGCAUUACAAAUCUUUUUGUUGAGUCAAAUCCGCAUUGCAAAUUUUUUUUCUCAUGGUGAGGAAACUUGUAAUGCAUUUAUACGAGUACGAUACUUUUGCAGUUCAUAAAAAGAUAAAAAAACGAAAUUGUCUUUGACCAAAAAUAAAGUCACCGCUACUUCCUUCGGUUUUGACAUCGACCAAAAGAUCGUCGACGGGAUCAGAAAAAGCAUCUUUCUGAACGACAAGUUCGCGGACAAAGUCGGGUACGACUUGCAAGAUCAUAUCUUCGUGCUGGGACUGCUAGUAGAAAUUGCGAAUUUACAAACUUAACUUUCUCAGAAUGACAAAUUCCAAAUCAAUGGAAUGUGUCAUGCUGAUUUGCCUUGCGGUUGCGACGUCGAUUUGCAUUUAUGCAUAAUCGCGAUUUCUACUACGAGUACGAUACUUUUGCAGCAUGAUAGCGGGGUGCGGCUGGCGGCGAUUACCGAUGGGGUCAGCGGAUUGCAUUUAGGCAUGAUGGACAAGAAUACAAACUACGCCACGGCGGGUGAGGACUAUGGGCCAGGUGGUCAUGGUUCAUCAGAUACUACAGGACAAGAGCGACGAGACGCUGCGCCUUCUUGGUACGUCAAGACUCUGGACCAGUUGUUGUUGGGACCACCACGUAGUGGUGGUAGCGGACCCCGCACAAGUAACAAAAGGACACCAGCACCAGGCAAGCCUAGCACAGGAACAAGUACACGAAGAACUCCCACACUGAACAUCAAGCGCCGUGAAGAACAACAAGAAGACUACAGUGACGACAAACACAACAAGCACACCAUCCUGAAAAUCCACGUUGUGGGGAAGCUGGAGCACCGGAUUUUGUACGGCGCGAAAGAGUACUUGUUUGGCCCGACUUCCACCGUGCGACAGGUCAUAUGAGAGUGCACACCGCCUCCCCCUCAUUUGUACUUUUGCAUGAACACCAAUACAAACACCACCAGACGUGGACCCUGUGCAUGACAAAUUCAUGCGCCUCGUGUAGUACUGUUUUGGCUUCGUCCGGAAUCUGUCGUGCAAGCAGUGCCACAGGGAAGCACUUGGAUUUGGGUUUUUGCGUCACAAAUGAAGGGACGGGGGAGUCCUUGUGCACUCUCAUAAGUCAUUUUGCACAUUGACUACCCGCAUGUGUUGAAAAACGCGGUGCGAUUUCUUGCGGACGGUGACGAACAUCUUCACGAAGGUCAUCUUCUUCAUGCGACAACCGAUCUGCACCUGCCCAGAAGAAGUGCCGCGGCCACAUUUCCAGAAGAACACAAGGAAUCUACCACCGGUAUGGGGCUCUCAAACGUUACAUUCUCAACUGUUACAUGAUUUGUCAUGCAAAAUGACCAUGACCCGCCAGACUAUCAAGCUGCUUCGCAUGACAAAUUCCCGGAGGGCUAAAUAGCACUGUAAUCCGCACCAAACCUGUCAUGCAAGACGCGCAAGGGAGGUCUCCCUCUCACCUGUGCUAGUCUUGCAUUAAAAAUUCAUGUAACAGCUGAGAGUGUAACGUUUGAGAACGCCAUAACCGGCGCGGGCUUUCAGGUGUUUCAACUGCUGCUGAAGGGUAUCCUGUGCAAAAGUAUCGUAUUCGUAUAUAUGCAAGACUUGCAUUACAAAUCUUGUUCUUAAGGUAAAUCCGCAUUACAAAUUUUAUUUCUCAUGCUGGGGAAAUUUGUAAUGCAUUUAUACGAGUACGAUACUUUUGCAAUGCAUAAAGGGGUUGACGUUCCCAGAAUUUCACGAACUUCGAUAUCCACAAUAAAUUUCCUGUACACGACGUACAAAUUCAAAUGUGGCUUCUGCAUGACAAAACUGAGCAUCAGUCCUAGUUUAGCAUGACAAGUGUUACACUCCAAAUUGGUGAAGUUUAUCAUGCAUUUUUUACAUCAACGGGAAAUUUACGUUGCAUAUCCGGAGACUCUAUUACAUGACGUUGCGAAAAUUUUUGGAAAGACGGGUGGCUACGAUCAUGAGCAAGACCCGUGCUGACAGCGGCAGGGCAACAUAUCAUCCAUCGGAUGCAGUAGAAGUGGAGCAAAUAGCUGAAAUAAAUGGUGCGAAGCCGCAAGCUAGAGAUCAUGUGGAUGAAAGAGUAAGAGAUGACAAUAAAGAGAUCCGGAUGUUGGAUGCGUUUCUUGCUGCGGAGAAGAAAUUAGAACGGGAGCAAUUCGGUGGAAUUUUUAUCGGAAAUAAAACGCAAGUAGAAGCAGAUGCACCAGCAGUUCCAGCACCGAAAAACGCUGCAUCAUCCCGCGAGGACCAGGAUCAGACGGGCAGGCAAGAACACCAGAGGACCGCCAGUGCGGCAAGAACAUCGUCGUGCAAAAUGAAAAUCAAGAGGAGGAAACAGCACCGGACGAGUAGGGAGCAAAUCAACAGGAAUAGUGGUUUUUUUCGGAUUUUCGACCACCAGAUAUUGGAGGAAGAGGCUGAUGAACAACUCCAGCAAGAAGAGCACGACUUUGGAAGCGCAAAGGACAAUAAAGACUACCCGAGAACAAGUGAUGCAAAUAAAUCGAAAUUCCACGACUUCACUGAGUUUUACUUUAAUCUUCACCCCAGAUUUCUCCCCGACAGGCUCCUCCACUACUUUUUUCAUAGUCUGGAGGUGAGGCAGGUCGUCGUGAGUCGAACCGUGGGGGAGGCGCUGGCGUGACAUAAGAAUGUAAAAGUAGUUGGUGAAAACCACUUGUGCGUUGCUGGGCGUACGAAAAUACUUACCACGAAGGAGAAUAAACUGGACAGGAGAAGACUGAUCACAGCGCUGGGGCCCAGUAAGCGAUAAGUAGAAAACGAAUCAUCUGCAUGUUGGGUGCUCGGCCGACCCUAUAGUUCUA
This is a messenger RNA of Amoebophrya sp. A120, 5708 nucleotides long. NCBI's taxonomy places the organism in Eukaryota, Dinophyceae, Syndiniales, Amoebophryaceae. The record is from the annotation of a GenBank genome assembly.